This is a messenger RNA of Eruca vesicaria subsp. sativa (arugula), 1895 nucleotides long. The record is from the annotation of a GenBank genome assembly. Lineage: Eukaryota; Viridiplantae; Streptophyta; Magnoliopsida; Brassicales; Brassicaceae.
AUUAUCUUCGAUCUGAACGACGGCGGCGCAGGACUCGAAUUUGAGUCCGAUCGGAUCCGACUAGAAGAUGACUCGCCGUUGUUCUCACUGCAAUCAAAAUGGACACAACUCACGUACAUGUCCAAAUCGUGGGGUUAAGCUCUUCGGUGUUCGUCUCACAGAGGGCUCGAUCCGCAAAAGUGCCAGUAUGGGUAAUCUUAGCCACUCCUCUGGCUCUGGACUGAGUGGACUCGGGUCGGGUUCUCCCGGUGACGGCCCUGACCACGGAGUCGGCGACGGUUACGCCUCCGAGGAUUUUGUUCCCGGCUCAUCCUCUAGCCGUGAAAGGAAGAAAGGGAAUCCAUGGACAGAAGAGGAGCAUAGGAUGUUCUUGUUGGGUUUACAGAAACUGGGGAAAGGUGAUUGGAGAGGUAUCUCUAGGAACUAUGUGAAGACGAGGACACCUACUCAAGUUGCAAGUCACGCUCAGAAGUAUUUCAUUAGACAGUCCAAUGUCUCUCGCCGCAAGAGACGUUCUAGUCUCUUUGAUAUCAUUCCUGAUGAGCUUAUGGAUUCUCAAGAACUGCAAGCUGAGGACAUACCCAUGGAUGAGCAAAUGCAGGGGAGUGACUCUGUUCCGGCACCAUUGAUCCUGGAAACGGAAGAGUGUGAGUCUAUGAAAUCCACCAACUCUAGCACUGAGGAGCCACCAACUAUAACAGCUUCUUCUUCUUUUGGAGCAGAAGACGCCAUCCAAACACCUCCUGGUUCAUUCCCUGUGCUAUAUCCGGCUUACCUCUCACCAUUCUUCUCAUUCCCCUUCUCGGUAUGGCCUUCUGCGUAUGUUACCGAGCCGGAAAAGGAAGAGACUCACGAGAUCCUCAGGCCAAAAGCUGUGCACUCAAAAGCCGCCCCGAUCAAUGUUGAUCAACUUCUCGGUAUGUCUAAGCUCACCCUCAAGGAGUCUAGCCAAAACGGUGUAUCGGAACAGUCUCUUUCAUUGAAACUAGUUGGAGGUUCUUCUUCAAGGCAAUCAGCCUUUCAUCCAAAUCCAGCCAGUGGUGGUGGUUCGGAGAUGAACACCGUGAUUCAUGCUCUCUAAAGAUCCGCCUGAUGGGAUGGUGGUCUCUCAGAUUUGUAGCCAUAGCCAAGUGACUCAUUGUCAUGACCAUGACUAUACAACAACAGCAACAAUUUGCAGACAGGUGCCAAGGCUGGGCUCUCGGAUUAGUUAUUGGUUGUAUUAUAAAGAUUGUUUAAAUUAGGUUUGUUUGGAUUGCUUAGUUCAGCUUUGUCUAUUAGGGUGGGAAAGAAACGAAGAUAAAUGUUACUGCCAUUUGCCCUUAAACUGCUUAGCGUUUUAGGAUUUAUUAUAAUAAGUUUUUUAAUUUUCUAUGAAUAUAUGUUCUUGUGUCUGAUAUUUAUUUUGAGUCCAUCGUUCAUAAUCCUAAUCACAAAUGUACAUACUGUUGGUUGAGAAUUGGGAGAAAGAGAGAGUCCCAUAUGUAUCGUUGGGAUUUUAUCCAAAAUAAGAAGCGAACGGCUAUGGCCGUCUCGUUGGUCCAUCGGACAUUAAGCAACAUAUGUUUCAUUUAUUUAGUGACCCACAUGACUAAAAUUAAGAUUCAAAAGUCACACAAUUGCACACAAACAAACCAAACAUAAAAAUUUGAUCAAAUAACUUUGUCGCCGCAUAUUAUUCUUCCAUAACUUUGUCGCAGCAUAUUAUUCUUCCAUCAGUUGUUUCACGUAGACCAUAUCUGAGGGCAUUUGUCGCUGAAGAACUGAUCAACGACCUUGUCUCCAAGAAUUGCUAAAGCCUGAGGAGAAUUUAUGGAUAUAGGUAUCUUGAAUUGAGACAUAGAAGUACCCUUAGAGAUGAAAUAUUCCAUGAGAGAGUCGAACGUGCCUUGUCG